UUCUCAGCUAUCCCCUGCAGCCUCAGUCCAAAUGGCAUCGAUCUCUCUGUGUGUACUGAAGGAAUUAGCUUGCAACUUGAAGGUGAAAGAGUGGAGCCAACCUCACUUAAGAAAGAAACCUCUAAAUUGCCUGAGUUGAAAGAAACUCUCCAAAGGCAGCCGCUGGAAUCAGAAGCAUCUAAGUUUCAUAUUGUGAAGCUGACAAAGCCAGUGGCCCUUUGGACACAGCAAGAUGUAUGCAAGUGGUUGAAGAAACAUUGCCCCAAUCAGUAUCAAAUCUACAGUGAGUCAUUCAAACAGCAUGACAUAACUGGCCGCGCACUGCUCAGGCUUACCGACAAAAAGCUUGAGCGAAUGGGGAUUGCUCAGGAGAGCUUACGUCAGCACAUUUUGCAGCAAGUGCUCCAGCUGAAAGUGAGAGAGGAAGUUCGAAACCUACAGCUACUCACACAAGGUAGUCCUUGACUUACUGGACUUUUGGUCGCUAAGUGAUGUGGCCAUAAAGCAAGAUGUCAGAUGAGUGCAUGGCUUAGCAACUGCAAUCCCCACAAUCCCUGUGGCAAUUGUUAAGCAAAAUUUCAAAAUUUACCAGCUGAGUUAUAAAUUAUGCAUUGAUAUCCUGUUCAUUUAUUGCUCUUCAAGAAUCUGGAAAAAAAACCCAUAUUAAAAUAGUCUAGUCAUUAAAUGCAGAUGAAAGAUAUGAAAGAGUAGAGGAAUUUAUAGAGGUUGCUUGAAGUAGUCCUUCUCCAAAUAGCCAGCUACAAAAUCUGAUUACUUAAAUCUGGAUGUAGCCUGUAUUCAUAGAAUACAGCUUUGAAUCCCAGAGUCUAUUGUAGACUUUCUCAGUUGGUUCCAGUCUUUUCCCUUCAUUUUCAAGGCAAGGAUUUUAAAUUUAUUUCUAUUUUCCUUGUGAAAUUAAGGCUAUGACUUGACUUUUCUUCUUUCACUUUAAUAUAAGCCUAUGAGGUAGGUUGGACUGAGAGAGAGUAACUGGUGGUUAAGUGGGGACUUCAACUUGUCUAACAUCCUAACCAUUAAAAAUACUCUAUUGGG
Protobothrops mucrosquamatus (brown spotted pit viper) is the source of this 1053-nucleotide messenger RNA. It is a transcript of the gene SAMD12, whose product is annotated as sterile alpha motif domain containing 12. Lineage: Eukaryota; Metazoa; Chordata; Lepidosauria; Squamata; Viperidae. The annotation marks the transcript as partial. Gene Ontology annotation, cellular component: cytoplasmic side of plasma membrane. Gene Ontology annotation, molecular function: protein binding. Gene Ontology annotation, biological process: cell surface receptor protein tyrosine kinase signaling pathway. The record is from RefSeq and is a predicted model, not a curated record. The transcript has 4 exons.